Molecule: messenger RNA, 5230 nt
Organism: Castor canadensis (American beaver)
Lineage: Eukaryota; Metazoa; Chordata; Mammalia; Rodentia; Castoridae
Gene: Fbxo10
Product: F-box protein 10
Biological process (GO): regulation of apoptotic process; ubiquitin-dependent protein catabolic process
Molecular function (GO): protein binding
Source: RefSeq, a predicted model, not a curated record
GGCUCGCGGCGCCGGUCCGCCUGCCCCUCUGGCCGCGCGCCGCAGUCCUCGGGCUGCGCUGCGGCUUCGGCGGCGGGGGCGGCUACCAGGGCACCGCGGCCGCGGCCCUAAGGGUUCCCUGCGAGGUGACCAUGGAGGCUGGUGGCCUUCCCCUGGAACUGUGGCGCAUGAUCUUAGCUUACCUGCACCUUCCUGACCUGGGCCGCUGCAGUCUGGUGUGCAGGGCCUGGUAUGAACUGAUCCUCAGUCUUGACAACCGCUGGCGGCAGCUAUGUCUGGGCUGCACUGAGUGCCGCCAUCCCAAUUGGCCUAACCAGCCUGAUGUGGAGCCUGAGUCUUGGAGGGAGGCCUUCAAGCAGCAUUACCUUGCCUCCAAGACCUGGACCAAGAAUGCCCUAGACUUGGAGUCCUCCGUCUGCUUUUCUCUGUUCCGCAGGAGGAGGGAACGACGCACCCUAAGUGUUGGGCCAGGCCAUGAGUUUGACAGCCUGGGCAGUGCCUUGGCCAUGGCCAGCCUAUAUGAUCGAAUUGUGCUGUUCCCAGGUGUGUAUGAAGAACAAGGUGAAAUCAUCCUGAAGGUGCCCGUGGAGAUUGUGGGCCACGGGAAGUUGGGCGAGGUAGCCCUGCUAGCCAGCAUUGAUCAGCACUGCUCAACCACACGCCUGUGCAACCUAGUCUUCAUGCCAGCCUGGUUCUCACCCAUCAUGUAUAAGACCACAUCAGGUCACGUCCAGUUUGACAACUGCAACUUUGAGAAUGGGCACAUCCAGGUCCAUGGUCCCGGUACCUGCCAAGUGAAGUUUUGCACUUUCAAAAACACCCAUGUCUUCCUGCACAACGUGCCCCUGUGUGUCCUGGAGAACUGUGAAUUUGUGGGCAGUGAAAAUAACUCUGUGACUGUUGAGGGUCACCCAUCAGCAGAUAAGAACUGGGCGUAUAAGUAUCUCCUGGGACUUAUCAGGUCCUCUCCCAUCUUGCUCCCUGCAGAGGACUCGGACUUUUUAAUGUCCCUGGACCUGGAGAGCCGGGACCAGGCCUGGAGCCCAAGGACUUGUGAUAUUGUCAUUGAGGGCAGCCAGAGCCCCACCAGCCCAGCCUCUAGCUCCCCAAAGCCAGGCUCCAAGGCUGGAUCCCAGGAGGCAGAGGUGGGCAGCGAUGGGGAAAAGGUAGCCCAGACCCCAGACAGCAGCGACGGAGGCCUGAGUCCCAGUGGCGAGGAUGAGGAUGAGGACCAGCUCACGUACAGACUGUCCUACCAGGUGCAGGGCCCGCGCCCUGUUCUAGGGGGCUCUUUUCUGGGCCCACCACUGCCAGGAGCAUCCAUUCAGCUGCCCAGCUGUCUGGUGCUAAACUCAUUGCAGCAGGAGCUGCAGAAGGACAAGGAGGCCAUGGCAUUGGCCAGCUCCGUGCAGGGCUGCCUUAUCCGAAAGUGCCUCUUCCGAGAUGGGAAGGGAGGUGUCUUCGUCUGCUCCUACGGCCGAGCCAAGAUGGAAGGAAACGUCUUUCGGAACCUGACUUACGCUGUGCGGUGUAUACAUAAUAGCAAGAUCGUCAUGCUCAGGAACGACAUUUAUCGCUGUCGAGCGUCAGGCAUUUUUCUUCGCUUGGAGGGCGGAGGCUUGAUCGCAGGCAACAACAUUUACCACAACGCAGAGGCUGGUGUUGAUAUCCGGAAAAGAUCCAACCCACUCAUUCUGUGUAACCAGAUCCACCAUGGCCUUCGCUCUGGCAUUGUUGUCCUUGGCAAUGGGAAAGGCGUCAUCAGGAACAAUCAAAUCUUUUCAAAUAAGGAAGCUGGCAUUUAUAUCCUGUACCAUGGAAAUCCAGUUGUGAGAGGGAACCAUAUUUUCAAGGGCCGUGCAGCCGGCAUAGCAGUGAACGAGAAUGGCAAGGGCCUCAUCACAGAAAAUGUCAUUCGUGAGAAUCAGUGGGGAGGUGUGGACAUCCGCCGCGGAGGGAUUCCCGUCCUCAGGAGCAACCUCAUCUGCUUUGGCUACUCUGACGGCGUGGUGGUGGGAGACGAGGGCAAAGGUCUGAUAGAAGGCAAUACCAUCUAUGCUAACAAGGGCUGUGGUGUGUGGAUGAUGUCGUCCAGUCUGCCCCACGUCACUAGCAACCAUGUGAGCUACAAUGGCCUGUACGGAGUGGCAGUGUUCAGCCAGAAGGAUGGUGUCAGUGAGUUCCCCGGAGGCCAUGGGGCCCAGGAGAACUUCAGUGAAGAUGGAGACGCCAUCCUCUGGGAGACAGAGUUGGAGAAGGAAGACGAUCCACUGCGCCGGCCUAUUACCAUAGCUCUUGUGGAGUCUAACAGUAUUAAUCACAAUGGAGCCUCAGGACUGUAUGUUCAGAGCAAUGAGGUGCUGCACGUCCUCACCAAUGUGAUCCAUGCCAAUGGGGACAGAGGCAUCACUGUGGCUCAGAGCAGUCAGCUCACUCGGGUGGCCAACAACAGCAUCUCCUGCAACCGCCAGAGUGGAGUCAAAGUUGAGGCCCAGUGCAAGGUGGAGCUCCGGGGCAAUGGUAUCUAUGACAACCGAGGCCACGGCAUCAUCACCAAGGGCGACAGCACUGUUGUCAUUGAAAACGACAUCAUUGGCAACCGGGGCAGUGGGCUGCAGUUGCUGCCCAGGUCUGACACUAAGGUAAUAAAAAAUCGGAUCCACUCAUUCCGGGCCUAUGGCAUCGCAGUGCGGGGCCGCGCCAAGGCGCUAGUGCAAGAGAACAUCAUCUUCCAGGGCAAGACCAACAAGACCAUCUUUCAGCAGAUCACAAACAACCGAGAAUGCAUCAUGCAGAACAAUAAGUUCCUGGUCUUCAAGAAAAAGUCUGAUACAUGGCGCCUGGUGAACCCACCAGCACGGCCUCACCUUGAAAACUCUCUCAGGGGCCCCUCUGCCACCCACAGUGGGCAGAAGGUCACAGCCAUGGCGACCAGGAUCACAGCCCGUGUGGAAGGUGGUUACCAUAGCAACCGCAGCAUCUUCUGCACCAUCCUGUAGAGUUGGGACCUGCCUCAGGCUCAGGCCCUGCCAAGCACUCAGAAUUCUGAGUUGAAGCCAAGACCAAGGCCCUCUGCUGGAAGUAGUGCCUGAGAAGACUCUCAGUCCCUCCCCUACUCUUCCUCACCACCCCUCCUCCUGGGACUAAGAACAAGGUACCUCCAAAGCCCUUCAGCUCCACAGCCCUCAGCAGUAAGAAACUUGGAAACAUUUUUCAAGGAGUAAAAAGAACAGAAGCUGGAGGGCUUCCAGUCGCUCCAACACUUACAGACUAUGAAGAGUUAGGGAAACUCAAUACAUAAGCUUUCAGGCCAGGAUUCCUCUUGAGUUACAGAGAACCUCACUUCACACACACCAAACCCAGACUCUUCUUAGGGAAGAGCAGACUGACUUCUGAAGGAAGGAAGUGAUCCUGGUGAGGUGGAGAAGCUGCCCUCUUUUCUGGAUCUGCCCCUCUGUAGUCCCUCCAGGGCUGCAACACAGCCUCCCAGCUGCCUCUGGAGGCCACAGUUGUUUGUUUACUUAAGCGCAGUUCUCUUACAUUUGGACAUGGCCCUGUGAGGAAGAAGCUUGGGACAGGAGGCCCUCUUGAAAGGCCACUCCAGGGAUGACAAGGAGACAUGCCACAACAGGAGGUGCAUGUGACAACUGACUUCUCUUGGGUGUGCAGACAGGUGCAAGCUUGAGCUGCGCAGGGAUACAGGAAGCUCCACUGACCUCAAGGAGUUCCCAAGCUCAGGACAUUAGCUCCAUGCCUGCCGCAGGAUCUUGAUCCCGAGCACAUCCACACUGGCUGCCCCUCCUGCCUCCAGCCUGUCCAGACGGAGGGGCCUGGGCCUUCAACGUGCCCAUAUGCUCAUGGGUGAAUAGCUGCCUUUACUGACCCCACCAUGUUGUCCACUGUGCCUUGGCUCAAGCUUCCUUCUUCCCGGCAUGCCUUUCCCCACCAUCUCUAGUGCAAGCCCCACCCACUCAAUGUUUAGCUCAGACACUGCCAUCUCCACCCAGCUCUCCCCUUCCUCCAAGUGACAAUGUCUACUUCUGAGCCUCAAUCAAACCUCCCACUGCUCCCUCAGGGCACUCAGCACUUUCUGCCUUGUUUUGGAAACAUUCAGGGACACACCCAGUCCCACCCACUUGCCUAUGAACUCUAAAGGUAGGGCCAUCUUACCUUGUCCCUAGGUCCCAGUCCAGAGCCUGAGUGAGAAGAGGAAGGCCAGCUCCCAAAGGGCGUUACUAAACUGUACUGUGAAUGUAUCCAGGUUCCAGGGCCAAGUGAGCUGCAACCCCACUGCCUAAGGGGGCUGGAUACAGGGCUGGCUUGGCCUCAGUGAUCCCCUCCCAUUUGGCCUUUAAUGUAGGGCCUUCACCAGCCUGCUGGGGUCACUGUCCUGUGCUGGACUAGAAUUUCCCAGGCUGCUUCUAUCAGGCCCUAGGUGCUGCUGUGGUUGGUGGGUGGGAGCGGGGAAUGGAGCCAGGAGCUCUGGCUUCUCCCUGAGGACUUGGCACAAGAACACUGGUCCCUCCCAUCCCCAGCACUGUCCUUUGCACUUGUUUGGUGGCCCCAAUGUGAGUCGCUGUAUAAAAUGCUGCCUUUGUUAUUUUGUAAGAAAUUACUUUUCUGUGAACCAGGUACUUAUGAAAACCUCAAUAACCAAAAUAAAGUUCUAUAUUUUAAAAGAGGCACUGUGUGUGGCGAGUCUUUCCUUGGUCUGGGCAUUCACUGGAGUUCCAUGUGGCCAGAUGCAGGCCCAGCAGGGCUGUAGACUCACCAGAGGUGCCACCUCCCUGUGGGAGACGGGAAUCUUAGGAGCCUCCUGUCAGGGCAGCUUUUCCUACCACUGCUUUGGGUUCAAAGCUGGAAGGUGUGCCCCUCCCCAGCUCAUUGUCUUCCUAUGUCAUUCAAGGGCUGGGACUCCAGUGCUGCCUGCCCCGUGGGCUGUUCUGAAGACCAGCAGUAACAGUCCCUCCAUGCAGCUCACAGACUACCGGCAAAGGGGUCUCAUAUCCAUGAACAUGGCUCUCAACUUCAAGUACUUAAUCAGCAUCUAACAAUUUUUUCCAUAUUCAUGUCAUCUGCGAACUAGUGGUUACUGUUGUUCCUUUUGGAGGGAGUCAAUAAUUCCCUUCCCCACUCCCUAUGGUGCUGGUGAUCAAACCCAGGGCUUUAUGAGCACGCUAUCACUGAGCCAUACCCCCUAGCCCUGGUAAGUUUAAUCUUUGUCCGAAAA